AUGCCGAGUCGCACGGCCGUGGGCAUGAGGUCAUGCUCGCGUCAUGGAGGAGCAGUAAACAUCCGGUGGCUGUUAAGAUCAUCAAACGCAGCUCAUCACGGAAAGAAGACAUCAUGCGGGAAAGACGAGUCUUGGAGCUGGCAGCAGAAAGCCCAUUCCUCUGCCACGGCUUUGGUGCUUUUCACACCCAGGGACCUGAAGCCAGCGAACGUGUUGAUGACCAGCGAUGGACACCUGAAGAUCUGCGAUUUCGGCCUCGUCGUGGAGAAGAUCAUCGGAGCAGCCAAAACCAAAGGCGUAGUUGGGACCAGAAAAUAUAUGGCCCCCGAGGUUUUUCAAAAGAAGAAAUAUGGCGCCUCCGCAGACUGGUGGUCGUUUGGAGUCACUCUGUUCCAGAUGCUGGUGGGAAGGGUCCCAGUUACAUCAUCACAGCCCAAGAGGGAGUACCGGGACUGCACCGUUCACAAUGACUUCCCGUACCCAAGCUGGCUGCUAGCAGAUCAGAAAGACAUCCUCAUGAAGCUUCUGCUUAAAGAUCCAGAAUGCCGGCUUGGGACGAAUGGUGAUAUAAGAGUGCAUCCUUUCUUCGGCAUCUUGAACUGGGACCAUUUGGAACAACGCAAAAUCUGGCCCCCAUACCUGCCUCUGGUGGACCCAACUGGAGAUCUUCACCUCAGUUCCCAGGAUAUAUCCUUUUCAUCUGUACAGGGGGCUAAUUGUAACAAAAACAAAAAAAGUUGGGAUUUGCCUGACCUGUCUUUUGUUAGCCCCAAAUGGAGGGAAUAA
Spea bombifrons (plains spadefoot toad) is the source of this 786-nucleotide messenger RNA. RefSeq names its product protein kinase C theta type-like. Gene Ontology annotation, molecular function: ATP binding; protein kinase activity. The transcript is spliced from 6 exons. The coding region runs from base 1 to 786 and encodes 261 amino acids. Gene Ontology annotation, biological process: protein phosphorylation. The record is from RefSeq and is a predicted model, not a curated record. NCBI's taxonomy places the organism in Eukaryota, Metazoa, Chordata, Amphibia, Anura, Pelobatidae.